Molecule: messenger RNA, 786 nt
Organism: Penicillium subrubescens
Lineage: Eukaryota; Fungi; Ascomycota; Eurotiomycetes; Eurotiales; Aspergillaceae
Product: HAD family hydrolase
Exons: 2
Coding region: 1-786 (261 amino acids)
Source: RefSeq, a predicted model, not a curated record
AUGGCAGAGACCAAGCGGCCAGUAGGCCUUCUCUUCGACAUAGGGGGAGUUUGUGUCGUUUCUCCAUUCCAAGCUAUCCUGGACUAUGAGAUUGCACAGAACAUCCCACCAGGCUGGGUCAACUUCAGCAUCUCCCGGACAUCGCCCAACGGUAGCUGGCAUAAGCUCGAGCGCGGUCACAUCCCGAUGGAUGCCAGUUUCUUUGCUGGAUUCCAAGAUGAUCUCCAAAACCCCGAGCUGUGGAAGCAAUUCCAUGAACAACUAGCGGCGAAGAAGGGGCAGACCCCCGGCCCCGUUCCCCCGCUGCCGAAAGUGGAUGUAGAGUGGCUCUUCUGGGAGAUGAUGAGGAUAUCCCGCACCCCAGACCCAUACAUGUUCCCAGCACUUCAGAAAUUGAAGGCAUCGGGGAAGUAUCUGAUGGGUGCUCUCUCGAACACCGUGAAGUUCCCUGAUGGCCAUGCAUACAACAGUGAUGUAUCCGGAGUGCGAUCACAGUUUGAUUUCUUCAUCUCAUCCGCACAUACCGGGCUUCGCAAGCCUGAUCCGAAGAUCUAUCAAGUCGCAAUUCAAGAAAUGAAGGCCUUGGCUAAGCAGCGCGGGCUGCCCGAGCCUCAGCCUUCGGAUAUUGUCUUCUUUGAUGACAUCGGCGAGAACUUGAAGGGCGCUAAGAGAGCUGGUAUGCGCACUGUCAAGGUCACUUUGGGCAGAAUUGAAGAUGCUGUCAAGGAGCUUGAGAAGAUCACUGGUUUAUCAUUGCUCGAGGGAGAGGACAAGGCACGACUGUGA